GGAGGCAUGAGCAGGGGGUAUAAAUCUGGGGCGGUUACCAUAGUGACACCUGAGCUCAGGACCCCCAAAUACCCGGAGGCUAAUAAGAAAUGUGUGUGAUGAGCUGCAAGUCGCAGCAAAGCAUCCUUGAGGCAGUUUCUACCUUCAUUGGUUGUGGACGACAGCAUGUCUGAUGUGAAAGUGUGUUCCACGGUGAGUGGAAACCCACCUCCACCAGAGGUCAUCAAUCCCAAGAAGCCUGGUCGUGUAACCAAUCAGCUCCAGUAUUUGGAGAAGGUGGUGAUCAAAGCUUUAAGGAAGCAUCAGUAUUCGUGGCCUUUCCACGAGCCAGUUGAUGCAGUGGCGCUGCACCUUCCAGAUUAUUAUACAGUCAUUACCAAUCCCAUGGAUCUGAGUACCAUCAAAAGGAGACUCCAGAACAGAUUUUACUGGGAAGCAGAAGAAUGUAUAAAAGACUUCAACACGAUGUUCACUAACUGCUAUGUGUACAACCGGCCUGGAGAUGACAUCGUUUUUAUGGCACAGACUCUGGAAAAGUUUUUUUUGCAGAAAUUAUCCCAAAUGCCCAAAGAAGAGUUGGUUACAGCAGCCAGUGUACCCGAGCCAGUGAAGGGCAGAAAGGCCAUCCCAGGUGCAGUAAAGCAGAGUUCCCUUACAUCGGAGGUUUCUCUGCAGCAGAAGGUGGCAGUCGUUCCUCCUGAUGUGCCUCACCUUCACCCGCCCAUCAGACUGUCUGCACAAACUGAUGCAAAAAUGAAAAAGGGUUUGAAGAGGAAAGUAGACCCCGUGGCCCUCAGCACCUUGGUGGUCAGCAGCAGUGAGGUUUCCACCGCUGAGGACCAUUCAGCACCUUGUACACUGCUGCCUAGAAGUGGCAGCGGGAGGCCCAUCAAGUCUACUAAGAAGGACUUUCCCAUAUUUGAGGACAAGAGGGUCAGACUUCCUGAACAGCUCUUGUACUGUGAUGGUAUCCUUAAGGAGAUGCUGUCCAAGAGGCACUACGCGUAUGCAUGGCCUUUUUAUACGCCAGUUGAUUCAGUGGCUUUGGGCUUGCAUGACUACCAUGACAUCAUCCAGCAGCCUAUGGACCUGAGCACCAUCAGGAAAAAAAUGGAUCAGGGAGAGUACGGAGAUGCAAAGGAGUUUGCUGCUGAUGUCCGACUGAUGUUCUCCAACUGCUACAGAUACAACCCACCGUCACAUGAGGUGGUGUACAUGGCAAGAAAACUGCAGGAUGUUUUUGAGGCCCGUUUUCUGAAGAUUCCUCCAGAAGCAGAGAAAUGCUCAGCAUCUCUUCAGAGAGAUGGAAAGGAAAGGAAACAGAACCGAGUGGGAAGUCUCUCCACCACAGCGAGCUCUGAGAGUGAAAGCUCCUCAGAGUUUGAGCAUUCGUCGGAGGUGGUUGCCAUGCAGCUGGCUCAUCUGGAGGAACGGCUGGAAGCUGUCAGUGAUCAGCUGACCAGACUCACCCAGGACCCUCUGAAAAGAAAGAAGAAAGGGAAGCUGAAAAGGGAGAAAAAAACUAAAGAAAAGGAUCUUGCUCGACUUAAAGACAUAUCUUCGCAGUACAAAUCUAUCAUAGAAAAACUUGCACACAGCAAGAGUUCUGCUCUGCACGAAGGCAAACAUCACCAUGGAGUACCCAUUAAAUGUGAGAACGAGAUGUCAUUGGUACCCCUGUGUUACAAGGAGAAGAAGCAGCUGAAGCUGGACAUCUCCAAGCUUCCUGGUGACAAACUGGGCGAGUUGUUGAGCAUCAUUCGCGACAGGGAGUCCUGUCUGCAAGAUUCUGGUCCAGAGGAGGUUGAAGUCAACUUUGAAAGGCUGAAGACUUCCACAUUGAGGACGCUGCAGAGGUUUGUUGCUGCUUGUCUGAGGAAAUGCGACAAGCGCAGAAACAAGAAACAGCUGAAGUCUAAAGGACGAGUGCUGGUGGAGAGACAGAAGGAUGACGAGACACCAUUGGUUACCAGCAGUGACUUGUUAAAGAAAAAACAGGUCGAGGCGUUUCCUGAGCGCAGCCGUCCGUCUCGCCUGAACGACGACCGCAGCCGCUCAUCGUCCAGCUCUGGCGGCAGCAGUACGACUGGUUCAGAUCCCAGUUCCUCUGAUAGCAGCAGCUCUGAAUCAGACCCAAAGACAAAGAAGACCAAAUCAAAAGACUUGUGCCAGAAAGUUAACAAAAAGGUGGCACAUGAUUCCAGCAGUAAACGGAUGUUGGAGAGCGAAGAUUUUUCAAAGGCUGGGGCUGGAGUUCAUCAGCUUCUUCCUAAAACACACCUUGAUGCAGAGCAGAGCUCAGAUGAACAGGUUUUUUCUCCUCCAGAUUUCUCUGCCCUCAUAUCACCCAUGGCCUCUCCUGGGUUUUUACCAGAUUGGGCUGCAGCAAGAUUUGAGGUUCCAGCUUUGUCCCCUCUCGGAGACAGUCCACUACCUAGAGAUGAGUCUAAAGAUGAGACGAGUUACACUUUCAGAUACUGUGAGGAUUUUCCUGAUGUCCCUCAAACCAGUGCAACCAGUAACUCUACUAAAGAGGAAAACACCCAAAUUCCUAAAAAGGACAUUUUUCUGAAAAAUACAGAGUCCUGGGGGAAACUGGUGAGACAUUCGGUCACCCCAGCUGUGAUCAAGUGCUCCAGAGAGAGCUUCCAGCAGUUCCGUAAGACGGCUCUGGAAAGGGAAGAACGGGAGAAAGUCCUGAAGAAGAAACCGAUGGAUGAAAACAAGAAGAGCGAGACUGCAGACCAGAGGCUUCCAGGCCCAUGUAAAGCAGAGCAGGCUCCACAGCCCGUUAAAGACUGUUCUACUUGGUUAGCCAGCAUUUGUGCAGAGGCUGUCCUGAAUGUCCCUAAACACACGGAACAACGACACAUUCCCAGUAAAAGCCAACUUCCAUCCUCAAAGCCCUCUGUGGACACAGAGAGAGAGAUGGCCCGCAGAAAAGAGCAAGAACGCCGCAGGCGAGAGGCUAUGUCUGGUAUUGACAUAACCAUGCAGUGGGACAUCAUGACUACGUUUGAGCUAAACCUGGACUAAAAGUCACCUGGAAAAAAAGUUUCUCUGGAUUUAAAACAUAACGUUGUUUCUGUCCUGAUCAUCACAUGCGUAAAUAUAAGUGGGGUGGGGGGAAUCAUAUCUCUGCACUAAAGCACUGUUAAUUUGUCAUGAUUGGUUUGAAGCACUAUAACUGAACAAAUGACAGGUGAAGUCAUGCAUCCGGUCGCUGCCACCUUGUUUACAAAAAAGCAAAGUGUUGUUCAGUUCUUGUUUCUAAGUUCUGUCCUUCAGUAAAUUCUCACCACAGUUAAACAUAACAUUACUGCACAGAGACGUCCGGGUCCUCAGAGGUCCCAGCUCUGGACUCGAUCUGGGUUUCUACUUUACCUGCACACGCAGUGCACUUUGUUUCUCGUAUAGUUCUGCCAGUUCCAAAGAUUUUCAGUCGUAUUAGCAGAUGUUUAAGUGAUUUUCUUUUUUUACUCAUAAUAAAAUCUGUUUUUCACCAAGUUAUCAGCAUCACUUUAUCAUUAAGUUAUAACUGUAGCGUAACCAUUUAGUACACGUUUUCCUCACGACUGUAGAAACAGGUGUAGUAAUUUUGGCGUUUUUAAAUGUAAUAGUCAGUAACCUCCCAUUAAAGCAAUCAUACCUAAUUUUUGAUGACAAAAAAAUAAAACAAAAAGAAACGUUGCAUUUCUGAGAAAUCCCGUCAUGUAUUAC
Molecule: messenger RNA, 3720 nt
Organism: Melanotaenia boesemani (Boeseman's rainbowfish)
Lineage: Eukaryota; Metazoa; Chordata; Actinopteri; Atheriniformes; Melanotaeniidae
Gene: brdt
Product: bromodomain, testis-specific
Exons: 21
Coding region: 166-3036 (956 amino acids)
Biological process (GO): positive regulation of transcription elongation by RNA polymerase II; chromatin remodeling
Cellular component (GO): nucleus; chromatin
Source: RefSeq, a predicted model, not a curated record